UCACACAUCCCCCAACCAAACACAACAUGCAAACACUAGGCAGCAAAAUGGGACCUUUGUUCUACCUCUGCAUGGUGCUCAUGCUGCCAUGCCUCCUUCCACCGCAAGAAGCACAUGCCGUGCGCCAUGGAGGGAUCUCUCUGAGGUCUCAACACAUGGCCCUCCUCCACUGGAAAGCAACACUUGCAAGCCCACCGCUGCAGAUGAGUUCUUGGCAGGAAAACACCAGCCCCUGCAACUGGACGGGCAUCAUGUGCACGGCUAUUCCACAUGGCCGCCGCAUGCCCUGGGUGGUGACCAACAUCUCCCUGCCAGAUGCUGGCAUCCAUGGCCAGCUUGGUGAGCUCAACUUCUCAGCUCUUCCAUUCAUCACAUAUAUUGACCUUCAUAACAAUAGUCUCCAUGGUGCACUACCCGCUAGUAUCAGCUCCCUGUCUGCACUUUCGAAACUUACCCUUCAGCAGAACCAGUUCACAGGGAAAAUUCCUCAUGAGAUUGGUGACUUGCAAAGUCUCAUGUUGCUUGCUCUCUCAUUCAACAGACUCACGGGACAUAUCCCUGCGUCUCUGGGUAACCUAACAAUGUUAACUGAACUUGUCAUUCACCAAAACAUGAUAUCAGGUCCCAUUCCCGAGGACAUUGGAAGGCUUGUCAACCUACAACUUCUGCAGCUAAGCAACAACACCAUAAGCGGCAUGAUACCAAAAAUCAUUGGAAAUAUGACCCAACUGAAUGUUUUGCACCUGUAUGGUAAUCAACUUUCAGGGCCUAUACCCCAAGAACUAGGCACGCUGGUCCAUCUACGAAGUCUUGAUCUUAGUUCAAAUAAUUUUUUAGGUCCAAUUCCAAUCUCCAUAAGCAAUCUCACUAAGAUGAACCGACUUUUUCUACAUGAAAAUCAAAUCAUAGGUCUAAUACCACCAGAACUAGGCAACCUCGCCAUGCUAAGCCAACUUGCUCUCUGCACAAAUCAAAUAACAGGUUCAAUACCCCCAGAACUAGGGAAUCUCACUAUGCUCAAUCUACUUGUUCUAUAUAGAAAUCAAAUUACAGGCCCAAUACCUUUAGAAUUGGGCCACUUGCUGAAUCUCCAGGAUUUAGAAUUGGAUGAGAACCAAAUAUCUGGCUCUAUUCCUGGCAGCUUAGGAAAUAUAACCAAGCUAGUACGACUUGCCCUCGCUACAAAUCAGAUAAGCGGUUCCAUCCCCCAGGAAAUUGGCAAUCUGAUGAACCUAAAAUAUUUAUCCUUGCCUCAGAACCAAAUUAUAGGUUCAAUACCAAAAACUUUUGGGAAGUUGCAAAGUAUCCAAUCAAUAAAACUCUUUGAUAACAAAUUAUCAGGUGCUCUUCCUAAAGAAUUAGGAGAUCUCACCAACCUUGUUGAACUUGCAGUGUCUAACAACUCACUUUCAGGACCUUUACCCACAAAUAUAUGUUCAGGUGGGAGACUUCAACAUCUCACUGUUCAUUAUAAUAUGUUUAGUGGACCCAUUCCAAGGAGUUUAAAGACAUGUACGAGUUUGGUUAAAAUUAUCCUUCAGAAAACCCAACUAACAGGAGAUAUAUCUCACGAUUUCGGUGUGUAUCCACAACUCAUAUGGAUGAUCUUGUCAUCGACUAGACUCUCUGGGCAGAUCCCACAAAGUUUAGGUGCAUGUACCCAACUAACGGUACUACAUCUCCAAAAAAAUAACAUCACUGGUUCCAUACCUCCAAUCCUUUCAAAAUUGUCCAGACUAGAAGAACUAAGACUCGACUCUAAUCAUCUCAGUGGUGAGAUUCCACCAGAAAUCUACACUUUAGCAAACCUAUAUGGACUGAACUUGUCAUCAAACCAACUAUCUGGAUCCAUACCUACACAGAUAGAAAAGCUUGGCAAUCUAGGAUACCUUGAUAUAUCUAUGAAUAAACUGAGUGGAUCAAUACCUGAGGAACUAGGGACCAUGAAACUACAGUCCUUCAAGAUCAACAACAACAACUUCAGUGGGAGUUUGCCAGAUGCAAUUGGAAAUUUAGCAGGCCUGCAGACCAUGUUAGAUGUCAGCAACAAUAAUUUCAGUGGUGUGUUGCCGCAACAACUUGGGAAGUUGGAGAUCCUAGAAUUUCUGAAUUUAUCACAUAAUCAGUUUGGUGGCAGCAUUCCAUCCUCCUUCGCAAGCAUGUUGAGCCUUUCAACACUCGAUGUGUCGUACAAUGACUUGGAAGGACCAGUACCAACAACACGGCUACUCCAAAAUGCUUCAACAAGUUGGUUUCUUCACAAUAAAGGUCUAUGCGGUAACCUCUCUGGCUUGCCUCCUUGUUAUUCAACUCCAGUAGCUGGUCACCAUAAACGGAAGAUACUUGGUUUGCUUUUGCCAAUUCUUCUUGUUGUGGGUUUGAGCAUUGUUGCUGCAGUUGUUGUCAUAAUAAUGCUUAAUCGUAACAAGAGAAAACCUCAAGAAAAUGUUACUUCUCAAGGAAGGGAGCUAUUCUCUGUUUGGAAUUUUGAUGGAAGAUUAGCAUUUGACGACAUUGUAAGGGCAACAGAGGACUUCGAUGAUAAGUACAUCAUUGGAACAGGAGCAUACGGCAAAGUCUAUAAGGCACGACUCCAAGACGGGCAGCUAGUUGCUGUAAAGAAGCUUUAUCAGACUGAAGAAGAGUUGGAUGACCAGAGAAGGUUUCACAGUGAAAUGGAAAUCUUAUCACAGAUCCGACAACGAAGUAUUGUCAAAAUGUAUGGAUUCUGCUCCCAUCCAGCAUAUAAAUUUCUUGUCUAUGACUACAUUCAGCAGGGAAGCCUCCACAGGACAUUGGAAAAUGAGGAACUAGCAACGGAACUAGAUUGGCACAAGAGAAUUGCUCUUGCAAAUGAUGUGGCUCAAGCAAUAUCUUAUUUGCACCACGAAUGCAGUCCACCUAUAAUCCAUCGAGAUAUCACGAGCAACAACAUCUUACUUGAUACAACCUUCAAGGCUUUUGUCUCGGAUUUCGGCACAGCAAGGAUUCUUAAGCCUGAUUCAUCAAACUGGAGUGCACUUGCAGGAACAUAUGGCUACAUAGCUCCUGAAUUGUCGUACACAUCUGUUGUGACAGAGAAAUGCGAUGUCUAUAGCUUUGGAGUGGUUGUGCUAGAGCUAGUGAUGGGGAAGCAUCCAAGGGAUCUAUUAGACGGUACUUUGUCAAACGGAGAACAAGUCAUACUGGUGAAAGAUAUACUGGACCAACGACUGACAACACCAACAACAGAAGAGAAUAGGUUAUAUCUGCUCAUCAAGCUGGCCUUUUCUUGCUUGGAAUCUUCUCCACAAGCAAGGCCAAGCAUGCGGGAGGCAUACCAAUUGCUCAUCGAGCGACCCUCCUCCAGUUCAUGUUCUGUGCCUUUCAGCGCACUUACGUUACAGCAAGUAAGGAUGAGUUGAUGACUCAUUGUAUGUCCAUGUAUUUGUAGCCACUCUCCUGAUAUAGUAAAAGAUACCAUCAUGUGCCCGUGGUUUUUUUCCCGCAAGGGUUUUCCACGUAAAAAUUGGUGUCCCGUGUUCUUGAUAUUUCUUUGUU
Messenger RNA from Triticum urartu, 3540 nucleotides. RefSeq lists its product as uncharacterized. Gene Ontology annotation, molecular function: protein binding. Lineage: Eukaryota; Viridiplantae; Streptophyta; Magnoliopsida; Poales; Poaceae. The record is from RefSeq and is a predicted model, not a curated record.